Messenger RNA from Parnassius apollo (apollo), 813 nucleotides. The record is from the annotation of a GenBank genome assembly. NCBI's taxonomy places the organism in Eukaryota, Metazoa, Arthropoda, Insecta, Lepidoptera, Papilionidae.
AUGACUUACCUGAUAAGAAAUAACGCAAGUUUCCUCGUAGAUCCUGCGAAGUGGGAGCGGUGCGACGUGGUGCGGUGCGUGCGCUGGGUGGCGCGCAAGUUCGGCGUGCGAGCGCCGCGCCGCAGUCUGCUGCCGCGCUGCGGGGCCGACCUGCUCGCGCUCGACGACCACGCCUGGCUCCAGGUGUGCGAGGGGAACUCUGCGGCGGCGCGUAUCUUCAGUGCGUACGUUGCGCACGCGCACGCCUCCGCCACCGGUCGUCCGCCGCCCGCACCGCUGCCAGAGCACCAAGCCGCACCUGCCACAUCUGCCACUGCUGCGACCGCACUGCCCGAACCUUACGCAUCUCUGAGUAACUGCGCGCGUGCCGGCGGCAGUGGCGGCCAGGUGCAACUGUGGCAGUUCCUGCUGGAAGAGUUGGCGGCCGGCGCGCCGGGCAUCUGCUGGGAGGGAGCUCCAGGCGAGGGCGAGUUCCGACUGUCGGACCCCGACGAGGUGGCGCGGCGCUGGGGCCGCCGCAAGCAGAAGCCCAACAUGAACUACGACAAGCUGUCGCGCGCCCUGCGCUACUAUUACGACAAGAACAUCAUGACCAAGGUGCAUGGCAAGCGGUACGCGUACCGGUUCUGCUGGGCGGGGCUGGCGGCGGCCUGCCGCGCGCAGGACGCGCCGCCCUGCUGGCGCUGCCCGCCACCCGCACCCACGCCCGCCCCCGCCCCCCACCCCCGCAGCACUCCAGCCACCGCACGCCACGCCACCAGCGCCCAACCUGCGACCCUCCUGGAACUAGUGCCUUCGAGAACAUACUACUGA